CCCUGCCUGGCCCGGCCUUGAUCGCGCCGAGGCCGAACAGCUCGCUGGCCACGUAUGACCGGCGCCUUUUGGCUACUUUUUGCCCAGCCCGCUUGCCCACCCUCCGAGCCCGCUCUCCGGGCGCUCACCUCUCUUGGCCGCUCGCAGGGUCCCUGGGCCUUCGCAGCUUCUCCCGCCAUAAGACAGAGCCGUUUGUGGCCGUCGUGGGUGCACACCCUUUCCCCAAGGGCUUCCCUCUUCAGCUCACCCGGUCUCCGGAGUCCGACCUCAGGGACUGCGAGGCCGCGCCAGACAGCUCUGGGUUCAAGGUCGGGAUCUUGGGUCUCAGUUACGUAACCUCUCCGAGCCAGGACGUGAUCGUGUUUUCACCUGAAUGAGAAAAGCAUGGGAAGUAGAAACAGUUUGAUAGAUGACGCGAAGGCCCGCUUAAGAAAACAUGAUGUUGGGACUAAAUAUUCUCACUUGAUGUCUAACAAAUUUUCCAUCCUUUUACCGUUGUUGGCUAAAGAAGGAAAACUCUACCUGUUGUUCACCCUUCGGUCAGAGAAGCUGAGAAGGUCACCUGGAGAGGUCUGCUUUCCUGGAGGCAAGCACGAACCUACAGAUGCGGAUGACGUGGCCACGGCUCUCCGGGAAGCCCAGGAGGAAGUGGGGCUGCAUCCUCAUCAAGUGGACGUCACCUGCCGCCUGGUGCCAGUGCCGUUUGAUAGAGAUACAUUGAUAACCCCUGUUGUAGGAUUUAUAGACUCCAACUUCCAGGCCAAGCCUAACCCCGAUGAAGUUAAGAAUGUGUUCCUGGUGCCUCUGGAAUAUUUCCUGCAUCCCAGUGUCUACCAGCAGAGUCACCUUACGCGCUCUGGUCAUCAUAUUAUUAUUCACUGCUUUGAGUACACAAAUCCUGAAGACGGUGUGACUUAUCAUAUCUCGGGAGUGACUGCAAAAUGUGCCUUGUUUGUUGCCUUAAUUAUUUUGGGAAAAAAACCCUCCUUUGAGGUUGAAUUUAAUCUCAACGAUCUGAUGUCAUCCUCUGAAGAGUCUUCACUGAAGCUUCAUAAACAUGCUACAAGCAAGUUAUGAUUUAUGAGACAACACCCAAAUAACUCUCUAAGAGGUGUUUGUGUGGGCUUAUACACAGAAAAACAAUAAUGCCAACUGUUGGAAUUUGACAGGUACAAAUAUGUUUCCUGCAAUAUGAAGGUAAAAACCUUGCCUUUUUUCCAGUUCCUUUCUACUAUCUGAAAAAGCAAAAGUCUUUAAAAAGUAGAAAAAUGGGGACUUCCCUGGUGGCGCAGUGGAUAAGACUCCAUACUCCCAAUGCUGGGGACCCGGGUUCGAUCCCUGGUCGGGGAGCUAGAUCCCACAUGCGUGACGCAGCUAAGAGUUCACGUGCUACAACUAAGAAGCCCACCUGCCACAACUAAGACCUGGUGCAAGCGAAUAAAUAAGUAAAA
Molecule: messenger RNA, 1451 nt
Organism: Kogia breviceps (pygmy sperm whale)
Lineage: Eukaryota; Metazoa; Chordata; Mammalia; Artiodactyla; Physeteridae
Source: RefSeq, a predicted model, not a curated record